Molecule: messenger RNA, 846 nt
Organism: Ramularia collo-cygni
Lineage: Eukaryota; Fungi; Ascomycota; Dothideomycetes; Mycosphaerellales; Mycosphaerellaceae
Product: probable ABC-type transport, ATPase component/CCR4 associated factor
Exons: 4
Coding region: 1-846 (281 amino acids)
Molecular function (GO): ATP hydrolysis activity; ATP binding
Source: RefSeq, a predicted model, not a curated record
AUGCCGGCAACAGGACCUCCGACCAUCGCGACUCGCGAGCUUCACUACGCCUUCCCGGACGGCAGCAAAGGUUUGCAGGACAUCAACCUCGAUCUUCCCGCGAAUGCGAGAUGUCUUCUCAUUGGUGCGAAUGGCGCUGGUAAGACGACCCUCCUGCGUCUCCUCUCCGGAAAGCGGAUGGCACCAUCCGGCACCGUGAGCGUAGCAUCAGUCGACCCUUUUGACACUGGCUUGGAAGGUGUCACGUAUCUAGGUCUGGAGUGGGUUUUGAAUCCAAUCGUGAGGAGUGAUAUCGCCGUCCCAGAGCUGUUGAAGUCUGUUGGAGGUGAUCACUAUCCGGAGCGCCGUGACGAGCUGGUGAAGAUUCUGGAUGUUGAUCUCUCAUGGCACUUGCAUGCCGUCUCCGAUGGCGAGCGUAGACGAGUGCAACUCUGCAUGGGCCUGCUUCGACCCUGGACCGUCCUGUUGCUGGAUGAGAUUACCGUGGACUUGGAUCUUCUGUCUCGCCACAACUUCUUGCAGUUUCUGAAACAGGAGACCGAAACCCGUAGUUGCACCAUUGUCUAUGCAACGCACAUCUUGGACAACUUGGCCCAGUGGCCUACUCACUUGGUGCACAUGUCGCUGGGUAAAGUCAAGAAGUGGGGCAGCAUUAAUGAUUUCGAAGUCCCAAUGACUGAAGGCGGCGUGGAUGGAAACAGUAGACUAGGCCAUCUGGUCAUGGGAUGGCUGCGCGAGGAUCUCAGCGAGAGAGGCCCCCGAAACAACCCUGGAUCCGAUGGUAAAACAUACCAGAGUCUUGAAGGUAAAGGUGGUUAUGGAGAUGAGAGCAAGGCCAGGAAGUGA